GCAUCAGCAUCUGGCAAAGGCGGCAAAGCGUUAGCAUAAGCGCCGUUGCGAGAAAAGCCAAAGACAAAACUUUGAAAUUACAUGACAGCGUAUUUUGAAGUUUGAACUGUAUGCUUUUAUUUUUAAAUCAUUAAUGGUACUUUCACACUUGGGACCAAUUAAAAGAAGAAGCAACCUCUGGUUUGGCUGAUACGGGUGGGAAGUUUUCAUUAAGACACUUUUUGGUUACGUUUCUAAGGAUUAAACAAUUUUUUUCAGACUCCCUCCCUCGUCAGUCGUCACCCUUACAGUAAUAUUUUCCUUCAUUUUCUUUCGUUGCAUUCCCAUUAGAUCUUCGUUUCAUGCACCUUUUUUGAGUUUCUUCUCAAAAAAAGUGGAAGGGAUAAUGGGAUUUGUGAGUAGUUUACUGGGAAUUCUCGGUUUUGCUAUUGGCAUUCCGGUUGGACUCUUGGUGGGAUUCUUUUUCUUCAUUUAUUCUGAGCCUGAUGAAGUUGAGGAUACAGAGAUGAAGCCACUUGUCGAGUUGGAUAACAUUCCUUUGUAUGAACUGCUACCUGACAUUCCAUUUUGGAUAAAGAGUCCUGAUUUUGAUCGAGUCGACUGGUUAAACAAGUUUCUCUUGGAGAUGUGGCCUUACCUUGAUAAGGCAAUUUGUUCUACAAUAAGAAGCACGGCACAGCCAAUAUUUGCAGAGUACGUUGGAAAGUUCAAGAUAGAAGCCAUUGAGUUUGAGAGUUUAACUCUUGGAACUCUACCUCCAACGAUUCAUGGUAUCAGAGUCUAUGAGACCAAUGAAAAGGAGCUAGUAAUGGAACCAGCAAUGAGGUGGGCUGGCAAUCCCAACAUAGUUUUGGUGAUAAAAUUGUUGUCCUUACAAAUUACAGUUCAGUUUGUGGAUUUGCAAAUAUUUGCGGCACCUCGAUUAACUUUGAAACCUCUUGUUCCUGCCUUUCCGUGUUUUGGAAAAAUUUCAGUGUCUUUGAUGGAGAAGCCACACGUAGAUUUUGGAGUCAAAGUACUAGGAGGGGACAUCAUGUCAAUACCAGGCCUUUAUCAGUUCAUUCAGAAAUAUAUUCAGAAAUAUGUUGCAAGCCUCUACCUCUGGCCUCUAACCCUUGAAAUACCUAUUCUUGAUGAUUCAGCCGUGGCCAUAAAGAAGCCUGUGGGGAUACUACAUGUGAAGGUUGUAAGGGCUAUGAAACUCUUAAAGAUGGACUUCCUUGGGACAUCUGAUCCUUACGUCAAACUCAGCUUGACUGGGGAGAGACUGCAAUCAAAGAAAACCUCCAUAAAAAAAAGGAACUUAAAUCCUGAAUGGAAUGAAAACUUCAAGCUUAUUGUGAAGGAAACCCAAUCUCAAGUCCUUCAAUUACACGUUUUUGACUGGGACAAGGUUGGCAGACACGACAGGUUGGGAAUGCAGUUGGUUCCCCUAAAACUACUUACACCCCAUGAGACGAAAGAAUUUACUCUAGAUUUGCUGAAGCAUUCAAAUAUUACUGAUCCUAAAGACAAGACUCAAAGAGGGCAAAUCGUGGUUGAGCUUACCUAUGUACCUUUUAAAGAAGACAGCAGCAAGUUCAGUACUGCACUAUCAGAGAAAUAUAGCGGGAAGGAUAUCAGAAUUAAUCAGUCGUUCAGUAUGAAUGAGGAGAUCUUAGGGGGAGCAGGUUUACUUUCAGUCGUAGUCCAAGGAGCUGAAGAUGUAGAAGGGGAACAUCACAACAAUCCUUAUGCUUUAGUCCUUUUUAGAGGAGAAAAAAAGAAAACAAAGACGAUAAAGAAAAACCGUAACCCUCUAUGGAACGAAGAAUUCCAGUUUAUGCUUGAGGAUGCUCCUUUACAUGAGAAGAUCCAUAUUGAGGUUAUGAGCAAGCGGACAGGCUUUAGAUUUAGAUCACGGGAGUCACUGGGACAUGUAGAAAUUAAUCUUGCAGAUGUUGUGCACAAUGGACGCAUCAAUGAAAAAUACCAUUUAAUCAAUUCAAAGAAUGGCAUUAUACAUGUUGAGAUACAUUGGACAACCGUUUGAGAAAUGCUUGCAUGACUCCAUCUGGGCUCAUUAAAAGCAGGAAGUUAUCCGAGCCACGUGAUGGCUGAUAGAUGCACUGGAUUUAUUGAUGGUAGCGAUUUAUAAGCUGAUGGAGAGAGGGAUUUUCUGGUAUCGGUUGACGUUCCAGCUGAGUCUUCCAGAAAUGAGAAAAGUGAGAUGUAUUAACAAGGAGCCCUUGACCAAAGAAAUGGUAGCGCUAGACAGUAAUGAUGUCAAGACUGAAAGACUUGAAACAGGGAAAAAGGGCAAAAGAAUAUAUUUGGGAGACUAAAAGGAAAAAAGUAUCUAAAGAUAACUCAGCUGAUAUUUCUCACCUGAUAUUUUUUUCUAAUGUUGAAUGGUAGAUGGAAGAAUCAAGAAAAGAAAAGAAGUUGCACCAAAUCAACAAAGGGAAAGUGUAAUUUAUUGAACAGGAAAUGUUUAUCCCUAAAAAGCUUAAAGCUCUCCUCACUAAGUUUUCUUCACCACAAAGAUAUUGGCUUCCUCGACUUCAUUCCAUCAGUGAUGGAUCCGCCGCCUCCUGCUGAUGAAUCACAACCGCCAGGUCCACCAGGUUUAUUGUAUAAUACACCAUUGACAUCCUGGUAUGAUUUCUUUCUUUCCCUCAUAACUCUUCAGAGCUGAAAAGGAUAUAACAGGCCUAAAAUGUUCUCUUUAAUUCCCAGCUUGUGGUUUCUCUGCUGCUGUGGUCUAUUUACAGGCUGCUUUCCAGGUCUUCUUCCUCGGCCGCCUCCACCUCCACUGUGAAGUCUACAAGCAUAUAACUGGCGUUCAAUUUUCUUCUCUAAUCACUUCAUUUGGCAUAAAAGAUGUAGGGAAAGUAACAGUAUGAUGAAUAAAAAUUGUUCCACUAUGUUACAUUC
Molecule: messenger RNA, 2916 nt
Organism: Mangifera indica (mango)
Lineage: Eukaryota; Viridiplantae; Streptophyta; Magnoliopsida; Sapindales; Anacardiaceae
Product: synaptotagmin-3-like
Exons: 13
Coding region: 386-2032 (548 amino acids)
Cellular component (GO): endoplasmic reticulum
Molecular function (GO): lipid binding
Source: RefSeq, a predicted model, not a curated record